CAACAUGGCUGCAGAAAGAUCUUAAACCUUAUGGCAUAUCUUUAGCACCAAACGCUCUGGUAAACCCGUGACACUCAUUGGCUUUUCACAGCAAUGAAAGUCAUAUUAUCAGUGAACGUACCUUCUCCUUAUGUCUAGCAAGCAACCGUACAACGAAAGUGUAAUCGAUAUCGCUGAUGGCCCGAGAGACGUACUUGAUGAACCAAAUUAUGAUGAAGGGAAUGAAACAAAUGCAAGAAUACCAAGAGUUUCAAGAGACUCUAGAAAUAACGAAACUGCUACUACAUACGACAAUUCGACUAGCUCCUCCCCUGACGGGCAGUUGUUCUCGACCAAUUACGUCGACCAACUGGUCGAAUCUUUCUGGACAAAAAUUGACCAAAAGAUUGACGAUGCAGUAUCACAGCAACAAGCAGCACAUAAAAUACAAGAACAGACUCUACAAAAUGAUAAACAAGCAAAAGAAAAGGAGAAAGCAUCCGCCGUGGGGAAGUACACAGAAUAUUAUAAUUUCUCGUAUUCUUUUAUAUAUAUGUUUGAGUUUUUGCUGAGGAUAUGUACACUUUUCAAAACGAAGGUCUUUGCUAAAGCAAGAACAGCCGUAGCUUUUAUAUCUAGUAUUCAAUGGCGGGAAAAUUUUGCCAAGUGCUUGUUUCAUCGUCGUGCUCAUUUUAUAGUAUUUUUACUGACUGUCAUCGAUGUAACGUUGGUGUCAUUGAUCAUCUUAAGGGAUUUUGAUUUUGUAGACGAAGAGAACAACGUUGCUGCGUUCCAAACAUUCCAGAUAAUUUGUCUAUCUAUCAUGAGUUGCUUUUUACUUGAGAUUCUAUUAAAGAUCGUAUGCGUGGGAAAGGCCAUUUUCUCAGAUAGUCUUGAGGUAUUUGAUUGUAUCCUGGUAACCUUCUACUUUAUUGCUGAACUGGCUGCAACAAAAGCUUUCAGGAAUAUUGACGGAACGUACUCCAAGUACAUCCAUAUAGCUGCCUCUUUACGGCUUUGGAGAAUCGUUAUCAUUUUGAGUGACGCUUUUUUAACAAAAGACGAAGCAGAAGAAACGGGAUGACAAGUUUCUCAAUUUCAAAGCACGAAUAGCAAAUAUCCAUUCUUAGAUAGCCAAAAUAUACACUAACGGA
Messenger RNA from Actinia tenebrosa (Australian red waratah sea anemone), 1133 nucleotides. RefSeq lists its product as uncharacterized. The record is from RefSeq and is a predicted model, not a curated record. Gene Ontology annotation, molecular function: voltage-gated proton channel activity. Gene Ontology annotation, biological process: proton transmembrane transport. Gene Ontology annotation, cellular component: plasma membrane. Lineage: Eukaryota; Metazoa; Cnidaria; Anthozoa; Actiniaria; Actiniidae.